Molecule: messenger RNA, 480 nt
Organism: [Torrubiella] hemipterigena
Lineage: Eukaryota; Fungi; Ascomycota; Sordariomycetes; Hypocreales; Clavicipitaceae
Source: the annotation of a GenBank genome assembly
AUGACUCCGGGAUAUUUUGAAAACCCAAAAGCCAAUGCAGAGAGCUUUGAUGCAGACGGCUGGUACAAGACGGGUGAUAUCGGAUACUGCAGCGCAGAGGGCAAGAAGUGGUAUAUUGUCGAUCGCAAGAAGGAGCUUAUCAAGGUCCGUGGAUUCCAGGUCGCGCCUCCAGAGAUUGAGGCUGUGCUCCUCGCCCACCCGGAAAUUGUUGAUGCCGCUGUAAUUGGUAUUCCCGUGGACGGCGCAGAUGGAGAACAACCGCGCGCCUAUGUGGUUCGCCGGCCUGGUGACAAAGGUCAAGCCUUGACAGAGACGCAUGUCAAAGAAUACUGCCGUAGCAAGCUGGCCAAGUACAAGGCAUUGACGGGAGGUGUCAAGUUUGUCGAAUCAAUUCCCAAAAAUGCAAGCGGCAAAAUUCUAAAGCGAAUUCUGCGAGAAGAGAGCAUCAAUGAAGCUAAAGGGGUAUCGGCGAAGCUGUAG